Molecule: messenger RNA, 2495 nt
Organism: Wallemia mellicola CBS 633.66
Lineage: Eukaryota; Fungi; Basidiomycota; Wallemiomycetes; Wallemiales; Wallemiaceae
Exons: 7
Coding region: 1-2436 (811 amino acids)
Molecular function (GO): 5'-flap endonuclease activity; crossover junction DNA endonuclease activity
Source: RefSeq, a predicted model, not a curated record
AUGGGUGUCCCAGGACUAUGGGAUCUUCUCCGUCCGGCUGCCUGCUCGCAUUCGCUAUCAAGACUAGCAGUUGACGCAUUUAUCGCAAACCACAGAGGAUACAGAGGACUGAGGGUUGGAGUGGACGCAUCUAUUUGGUUGAUACACUCACAAACAGCCCCUGGAGGUUUGAACCCAGCGCUGAGAACUCUAUUUUUCAAACUAUGCAAUCUGCUAUCACUGCCUAUCCUCCCAUUGUUUGUAUUCGAUGGUCCGAAAAGACCAAAAAUGAAGAGAGGUAAACAAGUGCGUGGUGCACAGCCUAGAGGAUUGAAAGAUUUCAUAAAGUUAAUUGACGCUUUUGGUUUCGAAUACCACAAUGCACCAGGCGAAGCUGAAGCUGAACUCGCUCGUUUAUCUAAAGCUGGUAUUAUCGAUGUCGUCUUGUCCGAUGAUGUCGACAGUUUGCUUUUUGGUGGUGUCAAAAUACUCAGAAAUUGGUCACUAGGUCUCUCAGGCAAUAGCAAAUCACAAGCUGAUUUGCACAAUAUUAACAAUGACGACUCACUCGCUGCUGAUGAUCAUCGAAUUGAGACAUACACUCUCGACGACAUAUGUCGACAUGAUGAAACUGGUGUGACACCCAAUGGUCUCAUCCUCGUUGCAUUAUUAGCAGGUGGUGAUUAUCAUCCAGCUGGUGUACAAAGCUGCGGAACAAAGAAUGCAUUUGGUCUCGCAAGGGCAGGCUUUGGUGAUAAGUUGAUUGAAGGGGUUAGAACACUUCAAAGAGACCAACUUGACUCUUUCUUGACCAAUUGGAGAGAAGAGCUGAAGGAGGAGCUAGCGAACAAUUCAUCUGGCUAUCUUUCAUCUAAGAGACCUUCAGUUGCGACAUCAAUUACGACUUCCUUUCCAGAUUUAGAUGUCUUGGAACGAUAUAUAAAUCCCUUAACAACAGAAUCAAUUGAUUGUGAACAGAAGUACAAAGAAUCGUUAAAUAACAUAAAAUACAAUAAAGAACCAAAUAUAGCAGAAUUAGCUAGAUUCUGUGAGGAAUACUUUGAAUGGGGAGAAAAGAGUAGAAUUAUAGCUAAAUUUCGUAAUAGUGUUUGGGAUGGCAUUUACAUUAGAGCAUUACGUGCCUCAACAGUAUCACUGGAUGGAGGUCAGCAUGGCGAGUUUAACGAUGAAGUAUCCAGUCAAUUCAUCAAAAUACAUCAAACGAGGAAUAAGUCGAAGUAUGAGAAAUACAUGGAAUACAGGUUAUCAAUCAAUCCAUCACCUUACGUCGACGUAGUUGAUGAAGCUGUAACAGGUGAUAUGAAAGCGCUCCGAGAGGCUCGUCGACGGAAUGAUCCUGCAUUACGUGAUUUGAGAAAUGCCUUACCAGACGAACAAUCUGCUAGUGGAACUACGAUGGAAGAUCUCACACAUGCUACAGAUGCGAGUACCAGUACUACUACUGGAAGGUCUAAACAAGUAGAUCAGCACUCAGCAUUGAGAAUAUGGAUACCAUCGCAGAUACUCAAAGCUGCCUUGUUGAAUGAAACAGAUGCGUUCGAUAAGGGUCUCACAAGGAAGGAUUCUAAUGUUGCUACUAGAGUAACAAUGAUGGCACCAUCACGCAAACCAGCUCCUGUAAUACGUGAGGAGACAAUUAUCGAUGAGGCGAGCGCAGAGGCAACUUCCACGAGACGUACAAGAACGGUUGACAGUAUAAGCUCAACUUCAAGAGGCGGGGGAAGAGCGAGGGGAAGAGGUAAUACAAAGAAGAGUAACACCCUCACGCGCAAUGCAACAGUUGAUGAUUUUGUCGAUUUGACAGAUACGGCUAAUCCAAUUUUGAUACCUUCACCGAAAAGAAAUCAGAGGAAAACGCAAACGCGGCGGAAGACGAGUGGUAGUAAGAGAGCUGUUGAUAAUCGAUCAACUGACGAUCUAGAGACUCAUUCGCAAUCACCUGCGAAGAGAGUUAGCGGUGGUCGCGAAAUUGUGGUGCCUUCCAGUGACGUUCUCCAUGGUGCGCGUUCACCGACACCAACUCUAGAUCAGUCGCCACCACCAUCAAUCCAUAAAUCACUAACGCCAACAUACACCACACCAAGGAAGUAUAGUUUGACAACUCCGUUAGAGCCAUCACUCAGUCCACCGUCACCAUCUGCGCUCAUUAGGGGUGAAAAGGAAAGACACAGUAUUAAUGAAACGAUAUCAAUCGACGACGAUGACAAUUCACCAGUGUCAGUUGUUCGACGUGCAGAUAUACCAAAUUCACCAAUAAGCAUAUCAAGUGAUGACAACACGAGCACGCCUAGGCCAACAAUUAAGAAAAUUCAGAAGGUGAAACCAAAGACUCUCACUAGCAUAUUUGGUGUAACAAAACCGCAACAGACAAAGAACAAGAAACGCGAGAACAUAACGAACUCAAACAUAACAAAUGAUGUUAUUGAUUUGACAUGAUUUGAAUAAAUAAUGCAUUGCAAAAACACCUUGUAUUAUACAUAUAAAUUACAUGAACU